This is a messenger RNA of Paramuricea clavata, 819 nucleotides long. NCBI's taxonomy places the organism in Eukaryota, Metazoa, Cnidaria, Anthozoa, Malacalcyonacea, Plexauridae. The record is from the annotation of a GenBank genome assembly.
AUUGGACCAUCUUUAAAAAAAUUUGCUGAGGACAAGCGUUUUAUACUCGGAAGUGGCUCUGCGGGCACGGCUGUUUUUUCCGGCAUCUUGAAAGAUGGCAGUGAAGUGGCUGUGAAGAGAAUGUUGAUACAAGCGUGUAAAGAUACAGCUGAAAAUGAGAAAAACAUCUUAAGUCUCAUUAACACAAAAAAAUCACCAUUUAUAGUGAGUUAUCGCAAUUUUCUGAAGGACAAUACUUUCAUGUACCUGAUUGUUGAUCUCUGUGAAGAAACAUUGGAUGAAUAUGUGCAUUUUCAAAAUAUUCAACAUCUAGGAAUACAAGGUCGAAGAAUGAUCAAAGAAAUGUUAAAUGGACUUAAAUUUCUUCACGAUCAAGGAGUUUUGCAUAGAGAUCUCAAACCAUCAAAUAUCCUGCUUGACGUCAAGGGUCACAUCAGAUUGGCAGAUUUUGCAAUAAGUCGUGUUCUAAACGAAAAUGAAACCACUGUUCACACUGAUGCGAAAGGAACGAGAGGCUGGAUGGCUGUUGAAGUUAUCGAGACCUUAAAUAAAGGAGGUAAAGGACGUUUUAAAAAGAAAUCUGAUAUUCAAACUGCAGGAAUGAUUGCCUUCUUCAUUUUAACCAAAGGCGGACAUCCCUUCGGUGCUACUGUGUAUGAUCGAAUGACAAAUAUUAAGAACGGAAAUCCAGUUAACUUGCACGACCUUGAUGAUCCUGAUGCUCGACAGUUUGUUUUACGCUUGAUCAGCCACAAGAUUGAUGCCAGACCAAAUGCUCAUGAAGCAUUGGCGCAGCCUUUGAUGGAUAAUAUACAUUAA